CCUUUUCUCUUGGCUUGCAGAUCUAUCUGUCACAGUUUGGCUAUCUGCCCGCCUCGGCGCGCAAUCCGGCCAAUAGCGGACUGCAGGAUAAGCACACAUGGGUCAGUGCCAUACAGGAGUUCCAGAGCUUCGCUGGACUCAAUAUCACCGGCGAACUGGAUGAGGAGACAAUGAAAUUGAUGUCACUGCCACGUUGCGGUGUCAGAGAUCGAGUCGGCACCGGAGAUAGUCGGUCGAAACGUUAUGCACUCCAGGGCAGUCGCUGGCGUGUCAAGAACCUCACCUACAAAAUCUCCAAGUAUCCCAAGCGCUUGAAGCGCAACGAUGUCGAUGCGGAAAUCGCGCGCGCCUUUGCCGUCUGGAGCGAGGAUACAGAUCUAACCUUCACCCGAAAAACAUCGGGACCCGUGCAUAUUGAGAUCAAAUUCGUUGAGAGCGAGCAUGGCGAUGGCGAUGCCUUCGAUGGCCAAGGCGGCACUUUGGCUCACGCUUUUUUCCCCGUCUUUGGCGGCGAUGCCCACUUUGAUGAUGCCGAACUCUGGACCAUUGGCUCGCCACGCGGCACGAAUCUGUUCCAGGUAGCCGCCCACGAAUUUGGCCACUCUCUGGGCCUCUCGCACUCAGAUCAGAGCUCAGCGCUGAUGGCGCCAUUCUAUCGCGGCUUCGAGCCCGUCUUCAAACUAGAUGAGGACGACAAGGCGGCCAUACAAUCGCUAUAUGGACGCAAGACCAAUCAGUACACGCCCACCAAUGUCUACCCGCCCAGCACGCACAGACCAUCGUUUACGCCACCGAAGGUGCCGCUGGAUGAUUCCAUAUGCAAGGACUCCAAGAUCGACACCCUGUUCAAUUCGGCGAAUGGCGAGACGUACGCCUUCAAGGGCGACAAAUACUACAAAUUGACAACAGACUCCGUGGAGGAGGGCUACCCGCAACUCAUAUCGAAGGGCUGGCCAGGAUUGCCCGGCAACAUAGAUGCGGCAUUCACGUACAAGAACGGCAAAACGUACUUCUUCAAGGGCACCCAAUACUGGCGCUAUCAGGGUACCCAAAUGGACGGCGCCUAUCCCAAAGAGAUUAGCGAGGGCUUCACGGGCAUACCCGAUCAUUUGGAUGCGGCCAUGGUUUGGGGCGGCAAUGGCAAGAUCUACUUCUUCAAGGGCAGCAAAUUCUGGCGCUUCGAUCCGGCCAAACGACCGCCCGUCAAGGCCAGCUACCCCAAGCCCAUCUCAAACUGGGAGGGCGUGCCCAACAAUCUGGACGCGGCGCUCAGAUACACAAAUGGCUACACGUACUUCUUCAAGGGCGACAAGUACUAUCGCUUCCACGAUGCACGCUUUGCGGUGGAUACGGCCACGCCGGCAUUCCCCAGGCCGACGGCACACUGGUGGUUCGGCUGCAAGAACACGCCCUCCUCCACAGGUAAUUUUGAAGAGGAUCCAUUUGAGUCUGAGCAACGAUCGCGGCUGCAUGCCGAUGAUGGUAAUGGUGAUAUUGAUCUGGAUGCAGCUGUCGGCGAUAACCAAUCCAAUGAUGAGCCCGAAGUGGCGGAACGUACGGGAUCGGGUUCGGGUUCGGGAUCUGGUGCGACGUCCUAUCGGCUGCCCAGUAGCUCCGCUGCCAGCGUGCUGCUAAGCACCUUUCUGCUCUGCUGCCUAUCGAAAUUCAUAAUUAGCUAAAAUAACUGAACGUUGCGCAUUUCUUGAAAAAUUUUUGUUAUCCACGGAUAAUAUACAAUUUUAGUAAAGUUUAUACAAUUUUAGCGCACGUUGCAAGCGAUUUAGUUCGGGCUACCAAAAUAUAUUUGAAUUUUGUAUUCGAAUAUAAUACGACUUAUAAAACAAAGUAUAUAUAUACAUACAUAUAUGAUGUGAAACACAGGUGCCUUAAAAUCGUUGUUGUGUAAAUACAAAAGCAGAAAAGCAGCAUUAAAUGUAAUUUAACUUAAAUCUUAAAUAGUUAUUAACAUUCCAUCAAAUUGGAAAGUAUGCAAAACUAAACAGGAGAUCAGAAUUCAUAUCAUAGCCGAGACUACGAGUAUAAUAUGUAACUUAAAGAUGACAAUUUGCGAUAUUAACUAUAACGAGCCAUAUGAAAAAAAAAUUACUUAAAUCGAUCAAGUAACAAAUGAACAUAUUUUAGUUUAGUUCGAAUUGUUGCCCGGAUAAAUUCAAGCCGUGUAACAAUUAACUAUAGAAAUUAAGGCUCUUUAAUCAAAGGACAUAGAAUCGUAAAAAAAAAAAACGAACACAUUUGAUCAUUAUAUAUGUAUACUUAAUUUGUAAGUGUAUGAUAAGGUAA
This is a messenger RNA of Drosophila novamexicana, 2301 nucleotides long. RefSeq names its product matrix metalloproteinase-14 (gene Mmp1). The transcript has 4 exons. Bases 171 to 1679 code for a protein of 502 amino acids. Gene Ontology annotation, molecular function: metalloendopeptidase activity; zinc ion binding. NCBI's taxonomy places the organism in Eukaryota, Metazoa, Arthropoda, Insecta, Diptera, Drosophilidae. The record is from RefSeq and is a predicted model, not a curated record. Gene Ontology annotation, biological process: collagen catabolic process; proteolysis; extracellular matrix organization. Gene Ontology annotation, cellular component: extracellular matrix.